UACCGGUAGUAAAAUUGUCAUCCUUGUGCUAACGUAUUUAAUUAUUUAUUGGUCUUCAAGAUUAAAGCCGAUUUCAAUUGAAAUCUAUUCGAUUAAAAAAUGUUACUCAAUUUCUGGGUCAUAGAGUCGCUCAGUCUUCUUUGCUUUCUCCUGACCAUACAUCAAGACGAGGCAAAACUUGGGAAACACAACUCGAGCGGUGAACAUCGCCAUGUAAAAACGUUAAAAAAAGACUUUGCUAAACAUAAACCAAAUUUAAACAAACUUCACGGAUCGAAGGUUGGGAUAACAAAGUCGGGAGAGAGAAGACAAUUUCUUGCCGUCGAAAAUGGGCAGCUACAAACGCAAUUAUCACAACAGGGAACCGAAUCUUCAUCACAAACACAAGAAAUUGUAUCUAACUCGCCAACCGCGUCUUCUCUGGGCGGAAAUAUUGAGACAGAAACGAGACCUUUACCAAACAGGCAAGACAUUUCAUCUAUUGGAAAUCUGCCUGCGGUGAAUUUAAACCCGCUUUCAAGCGCUACAAGUCCGUUAAUCGAAGGUGGUUUGACAGCGCCGAAUCUGCCGAAACUAGAUUAUAAUUUCUUGCCAAACGGAAUCGAGUUGGAAAAACAGACACCCGUGCCUUAUGACAAGCCAGAGUUUCGAUUGGUGCCGAAGUUAGUUCCUUUCCGCUACACAAAGAAACCAGAUGUUCAUGUAUCGCACAUCCAUUACCAUCAGGGAGUUAACCCAUGUCAAAAUGGCGGUCUGGUUGUCCAAUCUCCUGGUGGAUAUUCGUGUGUUUGUCGCAAGCAGUUCAGAGGAAAACAUUGCCAAGAAAAAGAUCAUUGUUUUCCCAAUCCGUGUAAAAAUGGCGGGAAUUGUAUCGAUCACAUUACACACUAUCGCUGUAAAUGUCGACAUAAAUAUCGCGGUUUAAAAUGUGAAAUUCUUAAUACCUGUGCAAAGAAUCCUUGCAAACACGGCGCGACUUGUUUGGAUCUUGCUAGUGGCCUUCGCUGUGUCUGUCCUGUUGGAUAUAAAGGAAGAUUCUGUGCAGACUUCGACUAUUGUAAUCCGAACCCAUGCAAAAAUGGCGCGAAAUGCACAGAGAAAGGCCUGGGUAUCAUCUGUACGUGCACCAACGAGUACAAGGGAACUAGAUGUGAAGUGAAGAAAGUUUGUGUUACUAAUCCCUGUCGUAACAAAGGAAAAUGCAACGAGGAUAAAUCAAGUUCACCUUGCGAGUGUGCUCAAGGUUUCACCGGAAAAUAUUGUGAAGAAAAUGUUUGCAAACCAAAUCCAUGUCUCAACAAAGGUGCUUGUUUAUUCAAGAAAUCCGAAGUCUCGUCCACGUGGCUUCCCGUCUGUCAGUGUCCUCUAACUUUCAAGGGAGAAAAAUGUGAAAUCCCCAACCCGUGCGCGGCUAAACCCAGUCCCUGCAAACAUGGCGUGUGUUCUGACGCUUUCAAUGGUCGUCGUAUGGACCUCUUGUCUGAUCAUUACGUGUGCAUGUGUGAGAGGGGAUAUAUGGGACAGAAAUGUGACGUUCGUAUUUGUGACAAAUGUGAUAAAAAUGCAAAGUGCCUCAAUAAGGAAUGCGUUUGCAACGAUGGUUACGUUGGAAAGGGUCUCGAAUGCAAAAAGCUUCCUGAUCCCUGUAUCCCGAACCCUUGCAAGAAUUUUGGCGUUUGUGUUCCUGUUCAAUCCUCCUACGACUGUCGUUGUCCGUUCUCGUUUGUUGGAGCGAGAUGUGAACAGCAACUAUGAGGACGGUUAUGUCAAGUAUCGUAUACCUUUUCCUCGUCCAGGGAAGAUGGUCUAUGAUCAUCCAGCGACCACAUAUAGAUCAGUGAGAUCUACAGGGCAACAUUGGGUUAAAGUGAAAACUGGCAUUCGUAAAACCAUUCUUAGAGGAAGAGAGGUUGUAGUUCACUUCGCAUUUUGUCUGCAUUAGAUGUGAAAAAAAUGUGUCAUCCAUAUUCAUUCAUUCCUUGGAAAGAGGCUUGUAUGGAUUAACCGUUACCUUAUUCCUUGGCGCGAAUGCGCGCGGGAAACGACAUUUUCUGGAAAAAUGGGAAAGUUCCGAGCAGAUGCUAUAGGAAGUACCUUUGGGAAUGUACAUGCAGUUUAAUAGUAGGAAGGCUAUGAUAUAUGUUUCUAGAUAUUGGAUUAUAUAUAUAUUUUAAACAGUAUAAGCUCUUCAAAAAAAUCGUUAUCAGAAUAUCCUCACUGACAAAA
Molecule: messenger RNA, 2226 nt
Organism: Dendronephthya gigantea
Lineage: Eukaryota; Metazoa; Cnidaria; Anthozoa; Malacalcyonacea; Nephtheidae
Product: adhesive plaque matrix protein 2-like
Exons: 10
Coding region: 100-1755 (551 amino acids)
Biological process (GO): heterophilic cell-cell adhesion; establishment or maintenance of epithelial cell apical/basal polarity
Cellular component (GO): protein-containing complex; plasma membrane
Molecular function (GO): calcium ion binding
Source: RefSeq, a predicted model, not a curated record